This is a messenger RNA of Pocillopora meandrina, 867 nucleotides long. The record is from the annotation of a GenBank genome assembly. NCBI's taxonomy places the organism in Eukaryota, Metazoa, Cnidaria, Anthozoa, Scleractinia, Pocilloporidae.
GACGAAAUCACCCCACUUAAGGCAGUAGGCCUCGUGUCUCUCUCGGUGGUAACAGUGGUGUUAAACUCCUUGGUAAUAAUAACAAUCUGGAAGGAUCCAUUCAAGGAACUCAAAGGAACAGCUAACUAUCUCAUAUUAAACCUGGCUGUUUGUGAUCUUCUUGUGGGCUUUCCAGCCGAGUUGCUUUUCGCUCUUCUGCUCUGGUUUCCCGGCCGUGUUAUUAUUGUCUUUUCCGCAUACGUUGCAAUAUAUCUUGAUUUUUAUGCUUCGUUUCUUACAAUACUGGGCUUGGCAGUCGAGAGACUCCUCGUCAUAUCAUCACCAUCGUGGAGUGCGGAUUAUCAAACCACCACUUAUCGCACCGUUGGAUUCCUUCCUAUUUGGAUAUUUGCUGGACUGCUAGCCUUCCUUCCUGUGUUCGGUGCAGAUUCGUGUCACAAAUACAGAAUGUUUAUUACUGAUGCAGUCGGACUUCCUGUAUUGAUCCUGUUAUUUGCCUGUUACACACGAAUCUUCUUACUGGUCAGAAAAGAGAUUAAUCGAGAUUUGAGGACAAUCGACCAGAGAGGAGAACUACAACCCCUCACAAUAAAUGGCCAAUGGAGAGAAAGACUUAAAAGGAGAGAAAGACAGGUGGCUUGUUCUGUAUUCAUCAUUGUUGGAAUAUUUUGCUUCUGUUGGCUUCCAGAAUUAGUGCUGACAAAUAUCAUUGAAAUCUGUAGAGACUGCAUUCCAGAUAAAUUUCAUUUGAUAUUCCAUCUUUUCAUAUUGGCACAUCCGCUGGCCAAUCCUAUUGCUUACUCAUUGCAUACACCGAAAUUUCGACGGGCUCUCAAAAAAAUUUUCAAUCGAAAGGCCCCACUAUAA